CUCAAACGUGUAUAUGUUGUUUGUGGAAAGAUGGCGGUGUCAUCUUCUGCCAGCUAUGUAAAAACAACAAUCUCAAAUUCGUCAGGAUGGAAAAGUUUAAUAACAUUUACAGUUUUGUUAUUAGCAUGGAUUUCAGGAUUUUCAUCUCGUUUGUUUGCGGUAAUACGAUUUGAAAGCAUCAUUCAUGAAUUCGACCCUUGGUUUAACUAUCGGUCCACAGCAUACAUGGUGAAGAAUGGUAUUUACAAUUUCCUGAACUGGUUCGAUGAAAGAGCAUGGUACCCACUGGGCCGCAUUGUGGGGGGCACCGUGUAUCCAGGCCUGAUGCUCACAUCUGGCAGCAUACACUAUGUGUUGCACACAUUCAACAUUCCGGUGCACAUCAGAGACAUCUGUGUCUUUCUGGCACCAACUUUCAGUGGGUUGACUGCCAUCUCAACAUACUUGCUGACAAAGGAACUUUGGUCACCAGGAGCAGGUCUGUUUGCUGCUUGUUUCAUUGCCAUUGUGCCAGGGUAUAUCAGUCGCUCAGUGGCAGGCAGCUAUGACAAUGAGGGCAUUGCUAUCUUUGCUCUGCAGUUCACAUACUAUCUUUGGGUGAAAGCAGUUAAGAUGGGGUCCAUUUUCUGGUCCUGCAUGACAGCACUCUCCUACUUCUACAUGGUAUCAGCAUGGGGAGGCUACGUAUUCAUCAUCAACUUAAUCCCACUACAUGUCUUCAUAUUGCUGGUGAUGGGUCGCUACUCGAACCGCCUCUUUACCAGUUACACCACAUUCUACAUACUAGGACUCCUGCUCAGUAUGCAGAUCCCAUUUGUUGGUUUCCAGCCCAUUCGUACUAGCGAGCACAUGGCAGCUUCUGGUGUGUUUGCACUUCUGAUUCUGAUGGCUGUUUUGAAGUACCUGCAAUCAGUACUCUCGAAGGCCGAGUUCAAGUACUUCUUCAUGGUGGCAGCCCUGGUUGCCCCAGUUUUGGUCUUUCUUACUGUUGUGGGCCUCACAUAUGCUGGGAUUAUUGCCCCAUGGAGUGGCAGGUUCUACUCUCUAUGGGACACGGGCUAUGCUAAGAUCCACAUUCCCAUCAUUGCGUCUGUGUCAGAGCACCAGCCUACAACGUGGUUCUCCUUCUUCUUUGACCUUCACAUUCUAGUCACAACUUUCCCAGUGGGCCUUUGGUACUGCAUCAAGAGCAUAACUGAUGAGCGUGUGUUUGUGGUGCUCUAUGCACUCAGUGCUGUGUACUUUGCGGGGGUGAUGGUGCGUCUCAUGCUCACGCUGACACCUGUCGUGUGUGUGCUGAGUGGAAUUGCGUUCUCCCGCUUGCUGGAGCUGUACUUGAAAGAGGAAGAGAACCCUCAAACUGCAGACACUGACAGUGAGGAGGAAGGCAGCGGGGAGCGAAACAGCCGUAACAUGUACGACAAGGCUGGGAAACUACGCAAGAUGAAGCAUGAGCAGCAGAAAGAGUCGGAUGGUCUGGGUGUGAACAUCCGCAGUAUUGUUAUUGUUGCAGUUCUGAUGAUGCUGAUGAUGUUUGCAGUGCACUGUACUUGGGUCACCAGCAAUGCCUAUUCCAGCCCAAGCAUUGUGCUGGCCUCAUACAGCCAUGAUGGGUCCCGGCAGAUCCUGGAUGAUUUCCGAGAAGCAUACUACUGGCUGUCUCAGAACACAGAUAAUGAUGCACGUGUGAUGAGCUGGUGGGACUAUGGCUACCAGAUUGCGGGCAUGGCGAACCGCACAACCCUGGUGGACAACAACACAUGGAACAACAGUCACAUCGCUUUGGUGGGCAAAGCCAUGUCCUCCAACGAGAGUGAAGCUUAUAAAAUAAUGGUGUCCCUGGAUGUGGACUAUGUAUUGGUGAUAUUUGGUGGAGUGAUUGGUUACUCUGGAGAUGACAUCAACAAGUUCUUGUGGAUGGUGCGGAUAGCAGAAGGGGAGCACCCGAAAGACAUCCGGGAGAGUGACUACUUCACAGAUAGGGGAGAAUUUAGAGUGGAUGCUGAGGGAACACCAACACUGUUCAACAGCCUCAUGUACAAACUGUGUUACUACAAGUUUGGAGAAUUCAAGAUGGACUACCGAAGUCCUGCAGGGUUUGACCGUACCCGCAAUGUGAUAAUUGGGAACAAGAACUUUGAGUUGACAUAUCUGGAGGAGGCAUACACAACAGAACACUGGCUUGUACGAAUAUAUAAGGUCAAGAAGCCAGACGAGUUCAACCGUCCACGAAUACCGGUGUCAGAACGUAAAAUAAAACGUAGCAAGAUCUUCGUGACAAAGAAGACCAACAAACGCAAGAAGGGAACAAUCAGGAAUAAGCCAACAGUUGUGAAAGGCAAGAAGCUGAGUUCCUAGUGAGAUGUUGGGCGCCGCCUUCACAGUGUGCCUAGAACACAAUGGAAUGAGAUGUGACUGGCCUUCCAGGGCACAUAACAUGUGUUGCAUUUAAGUAUGUUUCAGUGCCCCAUCUCUGGGAAAGUGUACAGCAAUCUUUAUUUUUUAGACCUUAAUGUAUUUUGUAAAAAGAACGAGGCUCCUCUAGUUAACAUCUUGAUGUCUUGUUUGUGUAGGAGAUUCUGUGUUCUGUUUUUGUGUGCAUGUGGUUACAAGGGCUCCAGUUCAUGUUUGUUGUUGUUGAACUUUGCAAUACACAUUUCCGACAACACUACUCAUUUCUGGAUACAUCCUAUCCUGCUGACAGUGUAAUUCGCCCACUUGGUAAUUGUUUGGCUCAUUGAGAUAAUGAAAACCAGAUCCUGAA
Messenger RNA from Cryptotermes secundus, 2764 nucleotides. It is a transcript of the gene Stt3B, whose product is annotated as dolichyl-diphosphooligosaccharide--protein glycosyltransferase subunit STT3B. The transcript has 15 exons. Gene Ontology annotation, molecular function: dolichyl-diphosphooligosaccharide-protein glycotransferase activity. Gene Ontology annotation, cellular component: membrane. NCBI's taxonomy places the organism in Eukaryota, Metazoa, Arthropoda, Insecta, Blattodea, Kalotermitidae. Gene Ontology annotation, biological process: post-translational protein modification. The record is from RefSeq and is a predicted model, not a curated record. The coding region runs from base 31 to 2358 and encodes 775 amino acids.